This is a messenger RNA of Dipodomys ordii (Ord's kangaroo rat), 4806 nucleotides long. RefSeq names its product GA binding protein transcription factor, alpha subunit 60kDa (gene Gabpa). Bases 380 to 1744 code for a protein of 454 amino acids. Gene Ontology annotation, molecular function: DNA-binding transcription factor activity, RNA polymerase II-specific; sequence-specific DNA binding. The record is from RefSeq and is a predicted model, not a curated record. Gene Ontology annotation, biological process: regulation of transcription by RNA polymerase II; cell differentiation. Lineage: Eukaryota; Metazoa; Chordata; Mammalia; Rodentia; Heteromyidae. The transcript is spliced from 10 exons. Gene Ontology annotation, cellular component: nucleus.
GCCUCCCCCACCUCUCGUUCAAACUCUUAUCCGAAUAAGUCAACCUCGGGGUUGUGGUGUAAAUUGUGAAGGGAAAGCGAGAGUAAAACAAAGCGGAUUGGCGUGUUGAGCCUUGUGGGCCCCCGUUGUUCCGAGCGUUCGUUUCGCGCUGCCUGCUGGGAGUUGUAGUCCUUGACCGGGAGAGCCUGGGAGGCGGGAGAGGGGCCGGGGUUUCUCGGAGCCUGUUCGGCGGGCCGGGUCCGGGGCCUCCCGCUUGGCGUCGUGGGAGCUGCAGGUCUCACCCGCAGAGACGCCGCACGUGGAGCCCGCGCCGCUGCCGUUGCCAGCCGGCUACCGGGCCGAUCCCAGAGAGGAACUAAGUAUUUGAAAUACUUCAACCAUGACUAAAAGAGAAGCAGAGGAGCUGAUUGAGAUUGAGAUUGAUGGAACUGAGAAAACAGAAUGUACAGAGGAAAGCAUUGUGGAACAAACCUACACGCCAGCUGAAUGUAUAAGCCAGGCUAUAGAUAUCAAUGAGCCAAUAGGUAAUUUAAAGAAAUUACUAGAACCACGAUUACAAUGUUCAUUGGAUGCUCAUGAAAUUUGCCUUCAAGAUAUCCAGCUGGAUCCAGAACGGAGCUUAUUUGACCAGGGAGUAAAGACAGAUGGAACUGUACAGCUUAGUGUACAGGUAAUUUCUUAUCAAGGAAUUGAGCCAAAGCUAAAUAUCCUUGAAAUUGUUAAAACUGCGGAAACAGUUGAAGUCGUUAUCGAUCCAGAUGAACACCAGGCUGAAGCAGAAGCCCAUCUUGUUGAAGAAGCUCAAGUGAUAACCCUUGAUGGCACAAAACACAUCACAACAAUUACCGAUGAAACCUCAGAACAAGUGACAAGAUGGGCUGCUGCACUGGAAGGUUAUAGAAAGGAACAAGAACGCCUCGGGAUACCGUAUGAUCCUAUUCAGUGGUCCACAGACCAAGUCCUGCAUUGGGUGGUUUGGGUAAUGAAGGAGUUCAGCAUGACUGAUAUAGACCUCACCACACUCAACAUUUCGGGAAGAGAAUUAUGUAGUCUCAGCCAAGAAGAUUUUUUUCAGCGGGUUCCUCGGGGAGAAAUUCUUUGGAGUCAUCUGGAGCUACUUCGAAAAUAUGUGUUGGCAAGCCAAGAACAACAGAUGAAUGAAAUAGUUACAAUUGAUCAACCUGUGCAAAUUAUUCCAGCAUCAGUGCAAUCUGCUACACCAACUACCAUUAAAGUUAUAAAUAGUAGUACAAAGGCAGCUAAAGUACAAAGAGCCCCAAGAAUAUCAGGAGAAGAUAGAAGCUCACCUGGGAACAGAACAGGAAACAAUGGUCAGAUCCAACUGUGGCAGUUUUUGCUAGAACUUCUUACCGAUAAGGAUGCUCGAGACUGUAUUUCUUGGGUUGGCGAUGAAGGCGAGUUUAAGCUAAAUCAACCUGAACUGGUUGCACAGAAAUGGGGACAACGUAAAAAUAAGCCUACAAUGAACUAUGAGAAACUCAGUCGUGCACUAAGGUAUUAUUAUGAUGGGGACAUGAUUUGUAAAGUUCAAGGCAAGAGAUUUGUGUACAAGUUUGUCUGUGACUUGAAGACUCUUAUUGGAUACAGUGCAGCAGAACUGAACCGGUUGGUCACAGAAUGUGAACAGAAGAAACUUGCAAAGAUGCAGCUCCAUGGAAUUGCCCAGCCAGUCACAGCUGUAGCCCUGGCUACUGCUUCUCUACAAACAGAAAAGGAUAAUUGAGUGAGGCCCAGGACUUUCUGGGAGCCUAAAGUCUUUCUUACAUAUUUAGAGCAAGCAGUUGCUCUUACCUUUAUUUCAAAAUUUGAAUCUUCUUUUAUUUCUAGGUUGUACAAUCCGAUGCAUGAUUUUUUUAUAAAUAUUUCAUACUCUUGUGAAUUUGGAUCUUUUUACUUUGAGCGUAUAUUUUACAAAAUGCAUAUGUUAAAGGAUCGCCACAAUUAUCUGCAGGGAAAGCAGGUUCUUUGUGGGAUAGUUUAACAGUCAGAAAAGCUAAAGUGGUCAGUAUUAAUGCCUAGCCCUACCAAAAAUAGCCAGUAGCAUCUGAAGAUAAAAAAAGUAACAUGUCUCCAGGAAACAGCCUGGCUUAUCUAUUUUUUGAAAUAUUGCUGUUUCCUUUCUCUGCUACUUUAGAUGUUGCUUUACAUAGAAUCAGAAAAUGGAAUUGCUAAGCUAAAGCAUGUGUGCCUGUUUCAUCUAAUCAAGCGGAGUUAAGAUGUUCAUAAAGGAUAAAAUUAUAAUAAUAUUAACAAAUUCCUAAACUAAGAUUAUCAGGUUAUUAAAAUAAUUUACCUAUUUGUAAGAAAAGCAUAAUAAGUUGACUGGCAAAAGAGCAGUACUGAAGAAGAAUGAGAUCCAGGCUUAAGUCUGGCUUAAGCCAUUACUAAUUGUUUCCUGUGUAGAUGACUCGUGUUAGACCAAGAAUUUAAAUUAUUUUGAGAGAGGCAUUCCAAUAAACCAGCUAUUGCAAAUGUAUAUGUAUAUAUAUGUAUAUAUAUAUAUAUAUGUAUGUGUAUAUAUAUAUGUGUAUAUAUAUAUAUAUAUAUCUAUACACAUACAUACAUACAGGAAUUUAUCUCUGUUUUUCCUAUCAGAGAUUGUAAAAACCAAAAGAAGUAUACCUCAGCUAGAAAAUAAAAGUUUGGUAUAGUUUGGUAUAAUGCCUUUUCCAAAAAGAAAAACAAAAAACUACUCUGUAGCCAGUUCAUGUAGCACCACUCAUGUAUUCUGAUAAGUAAGUACUUUAGAUCAGAUAACAGUACCCUUUCAAGAUGCUAGUAAGUUACUUCAAAUGAUCAUCAAAGGGAAACCUAGACUCCAUUAUUGACAGUCUUCUCUUUAAAGAAAAACUUCCCACUUCCUUAUUUUUUUUCCUUUUGAAUCAUAUGUGUAUGUACAAAUAUCAAUAUAUGUCCUUUGACCACUUUAUACAUAUACACAUAUAUAUGAAGGCUUAAAGAUAUUCAAAAGGAAGAUUAUUAAAUUAUUUUUAAUUAAAUAAUUUGUAUGUGAAAUUCCUUACUACAAGCUAACACUAUACAGAGAUAGCUUUAAAAAACAAUCUGUCAUUUCUUUCUUUUGUUGUUUCUAAGGUGUCAUGCACAAGUCAAAUGAAAGACUGGAGGGAGCUUUUAUAGAAAAAAGUUCAUCCCCAAAUAAUCCUUUCUUAAACCUCCCUUAUCAUUUCCUUUUAAAUUCAUCCCCAGAACAGCUUUAGAAGUUGGUUAUUACUGUUGAUUAGCAGGGGCCAGGUGGUACUAGCACUAAUUGGUGGCUUAAAUGAACACCACAUUCAGGAUCCUAGGGACAAGGAAGAGAAGGUAGGUCUGAUUUCCUUUUUUGGUAACCUGAAGUCAUUUUGAAUACUGGCUAUAGGACUUCAACAUGCACUGUUAGUUCAUUUAUAAGUCCUUUAAGAUUCUGCAGUAAAUACCUGAAAAAAAAAAGAAAAUCUGUAUCUUUCAUUUAUAAGUACAGAAAGUAGACUGACAAAUUAUUAGCACUCAUUUGGGCACUGUGACUUUAAGAAUGUCCAAAUAGAAUGUUAUGCUAUGUAACAGUAUAUAGAAACCCUAGCAUCUGGUCACAUAUAAGUAGCUAACAAUGUUUUAAGCCAUCCUUUUAAGUCCUAGGGAAUUGAUAAGUCAUUUCUUGUUUUAAAAAAUACUAAAGUAUAAUCUUCUGGUAUCUCAAGAGCUUAAGAAUCUUGACUUUUAGAUUUGAAAUUCUUUUGAUACAUUAUGUUAAAAUUUUAGCAAAGCAGACAACAGAUUUUUAUAUCUUAAAUUUAUGUAUGUGUUUUGAAGGAAAGGAAUAAAAUCAAAGUUUUUUUUCUCCUUUAAGCAUUCCUCAAACGCUUUUUUCUUCUUUUUACGCUGUAUUCUGUGUUUCCCCCAUUGGGAAGUUUGAGUUAUGUUCUUUCUCGUGUGAAGAGUUUAGAGCGUGAUCAGAUGCUCUUUUCCUGCUUCUCUCACAUAAGCUCGCCAUCUCACCCACAGCUGACAUGUCUCAUUUUUCCAGCUGAUUCAAGAAGCUUUUCUGCUUCUCAACAGAUGAAUAAAAUAUUCUGCUGCCCUUAUUGAGGUUACAGUUUUCUAUUAACUAUAACUGUGUUAAGAAGCUAUAAUUCAUGCUUAGUUGCUUUUUUUCUGUAGAAUGAUACAUUCAAAGAAGACAUAGAUUAUUGAUUAUCUUUUGUACUGAGUACAAGAUAAUGAAAUGUUCACUUUUGUCUUAAAGCUAUCUUUUUCCAUGUGAGAUUUAUAUUUAACCAACUUCCAUACUGUCUUGCUAGCUUGAAAAUUUGUGUUACCAUUGGAAAAAUCAAACAAAAUCAAACAGAAUUACCAUGUGUGGUUGAUCGUCACAUACAUCAACUGUUCACAUUCGUUUUGGUAUUAAUCCAUGUCAAAAAUUAGGAAAACUAAUUAGCUGUUUUUCCCUGAAUGAACAGUGAUACUCAAGUAUGAUAUUUCUUUUAAAGGGCUGUGCCUCCAGAUACUUUUGGUGAGGUCUGCUUUUUUCUGCAUUCAUCAUUUUUGCUACUUUUAUAAAGAACUAGUGUAUCUUUGAAAUAGCACAAGAAUGUUUUAAAAUUCUUAAUUACAAAAUGAACCUGAUACUAACUUAAUGUCUUUAGACCUAAAGCUUAUAAAAAUAUGGAUACUUCAAUAUUUCAUUACUUUCCAGGAAAAAAAAUACUCUCAAUCUUUUGUAAAAGGAGGAGGAUUUUUGCAUACAUUUUUACUCUUUAAAUAAAGACGCUUUUACUCUCAUAAUAACAA